Messenger RNA from Dichomitus squalens LYAD-421 SS1, 2499 nucleotides. RefSeq names its product glycoside hydrolase family 92 protein. The record is from RefSeq and is a predicted model, not a curated record. The transcript has 11 exons. Gene Ontology annotation, biological process: glycoprotein catabolic process; protein quality control for misfolded or incompletely synthesized proteins; carbohydrate metabolic process. Lineage: Eukaryota; Fungi; Basidiomycota; Agaricomycetes; Polyporales; Polyporaceae. Gene Ontology annotation, cellular component: cytosol; nucleus. The coding region runs from base 1 to 2499 and encodes 832 amino acids. Gene Ontology annotation, molecular function: carbohydrate binding; peptide-N4-(N-acetyl-beta-glucosaminyl)asparagine amidase activity.
AUGGCCGUCGCGAAGACGCUAGCGCUCUGGGUGCUCGCCGCUGUUUGCCUUGCGGGAGUGGGGGUGCACGCACAACCGUCACCCGAGGUCCAGAAGCGCAUCUCUGCUGCUAUCAAGAAGGCGGGGCAGUCCAACUCAACCGAGAUCGACUAUACCCAGUUUGUUAAUGUCUUCAUCGGCACUGACAACUUCGGCGAUGUCUGUCCUGGUGCGUCCGUGCCCUUUGGCAUGGUUAAGUUCUCUACGGACUUAACGGGCUACGCUCCUGCCGGCUAUAUCACCGAUCCAACACAGAAAAUCCGCGGUCUCAGCCCGCUCCACGACAGCGGAACCGGUUCCUCGCUCGGAACCUAUGGAAACUUCGAAAUCAUGCCCAUGCUGUGCCCGGGUGGCUUCAACUCCUGCAAGGUGCUCCUCGCCGACCGUGAGCGCUUCCGCAAGAACAACACCGAUGAUGCCUACCCUGGCUACUUCUCCCAGACCCUCGACAAUGACAUCAAGAUGGAGGCAACUUCCACCCGUCGCGCAGGUCUUGAGCGGUUCACCUUCCCCAAGGGCUCGGGGAAGCCGUACUUCGCGCUCGACCUCGCGAAUGACCUCCCCGCAUCAUACGUGGGCGGCUCUAUGAACAUCGAUCCUGAGCAGGGUAGGAUCAUCAUUGGCGGACACUGGGGCUCCAGUUUCGGCCCUGGUAUCUACAGCUAUCAGGCCUUCGCUUGCUACGAUAUUCUCGAUGGCGGAAAGCAGAAACUGAGCGAAUACGGCGUCUGGACUGGAAUGUCGGAUGAGCUUUUCGAUGCGAAGGGCCUCGGCAAGACAUCCCUCAAUCUCACCCGCAACCUUAUCGGCGGUGUCUACGAGUCCGGAGCGCUCUUCUCGUAUGAAGGCGAACCGACCGAGAUCAACAUCCGCGUCGGCGUCUCCUUCGUCUCCGUCGACCAAGCCUGCGCAAACGCCGAGAGCGAAGUCGGCACCUCCUCCUUCGAGGAGAUCGUCGCCCAAUCCCAAGCACUCUGGAACGAGAAGCUGAGCAAGAUCGAGAUCGACAUCAAGAACACCCCAGCGAACGUCACCGAGCUGCUCUACUCGUCCCUCUACCGCGGGUCGCUCACGCCAAACAACGCGACGGGCGAGACGCAGGGAGCGUUCGCGGGCACGACCCACCCGUACUUUGACUCGCUUUACUGCAGCUGGGACACGUUCCGCACGUUCUACCCGCUCAUGUCGCUCCACUCCCCAGUCGAGUUCGCAGAGAUCGUCGACAAUUACAUCGACGGCUGGCGCAAGCUCGGGUGGAUGCCCGAGUGCCGCGCGAACAACCUGCCCGGGUGGACGCAAGGUGGCUCGAGCGCUGACCCCAUCGUUGGGCAGUUCGCGAUGCUCUACCACAACGAGGCUUCUGCGCUCGGGAUCGAUCUGGACGAGCUGUAUUCGGCGAUGCUGGCUGAUGCUGAGAUCAACCCGCCCGAGUGGAAUACGCUUGGCCGGCAGGUGAACGUGUACAAGCAGUACGGCUACGUCCCAUUCGGUGUGUUGGACACUCAGAGCGUCGGCCGUCAGACCCGCGAAGGCAGUCGUACCCUUGAGUACGCCUUUGAGGACUUUGCUCUUCGCCAGGUCGCCCUACUCCUGAACAAGACUGACGAUGUUGCCAAGUACACCAACCGUUCACUUUUCUAUCGCAACGUGUGGGACCCCAAAGUUGAGAGCGACGGAUUCAAGGGCUUCGCUCAGAAGCGGUGGCCGAACGGCACGUUCGCCUUCACCGAUCCCGUCGACUGCUCACCGAACGACAGUGACGACUCUCGCGAGUGCUCGCUCCAGGGUGACAACGUCGUCGGCUUUUAUGAGUCCUCGUCCUGGGAGUACUCAUGGUUCGCACCUCACGACACCGCGCACCUCAUCGAGCUCAUGGGCGGAAACAGCACGUUCGUAAAGCGUCUGGACCAUUUCUUCAACGCGGGCUACUACUUGGCCGGCAACGAGCCCUCCUUCCAGACCCCGAUCGGCUACCACUACGCCAACCACCCCACCAACUCUGUCGACCGCGUUCGCGAGGUCGUAUUCACCAACUUCGACAUCACCCCCGCUGGCCUGCCAGGGAACGACGACCAAGCGGCGAUGGGCACGCUGCUCGUCUUCCACCUCCUCGGGCUCUACCCCGUUCCCUCCACCUCGCAGUUCCUCGUCCUCUCGCCCUUCACGCCCAAGUACACUAUCCACAACUCGUUCCUGAACGUGAGCACGACGGUCACCGUCGCCGGCUUCAACGCGACCUCGGUCCAGCAGACGAUCCCCGAGGGCGCGGCGGCGUACGUCAAGAGCGUCACGUUCAACAACGUCACCUCCCCCAAUAGGUGCCAUCUGGACUUCUACGACGUCUUCCGUGUCGGUGGGGAGCUCGUCAUCGAGGUCACCGCGGACAAGGCCUCGGUCGAUGAUUGCGGGGCGGGUCUGCCGGAGUCGGUGUCAACUGGCGGUUUCGCAGCCGCUCGGUAG